Messenger RNA from Aethalodelphis obliquidens (Pacific white-sided dolphin), 2101 nucleotides. It is a transcript of the gene GABRR3, whose product is annotated as gamma-aminobutyric acid type A receptor subunit rho3. Gene Ontology annotation, molecular function: transmembrane signaling receptor activity; extracellular ligand-gated monoatomic ion channel activity. The record is from RefSeq and is a predicted model, not a curated record. Gene Ontology annotation, cellular component: membrane. NCBI's taxonomy places the organism in Eukaryota, Metazoa, Chordata, Mammalia, Artiodactyla, Delphinidae. Gene Ontology annotation, biological process: monoatomic ion transmembrane transport.
AUGAGGUGUCAAGGAGACAAAACAAUUCGAGAAAAUUUAAGAAUUCCUUCACAGUAUAUCCCUGGGAAGAAAACAGCAUUCUUCUUAAGUCCUAGUAAACAGGUCAGCUGUCGCUGGAUUGCUCACCCUGUGCUUUUUCAGUUGGAGAAACUGAAUUUCACUAACCUGCCCAUUCACUGCGUUGGUUGCAUCCAUCUACAUUCCUUUCUUUCGGCAGAGGUGAUCCCAGCUUCCCAGUUGGUCUUCUUCACCUGCAUCUGGAUCACACUGAUGUCAAAUGCUUGUGCUGCUGGUGAAAUCAAGAAGCCCCACCAGCGCUGCUUCUCUUCAGUGAAGCCGACCCGCAAACAAGAAACUAGAAUGAGGAAUGAUGACAGUGCCAAAGUGUGGCCCCUGAGGUAUUAGCAACUUCUCCAUAUAGAGGACCAGAAUUCUGCAGUGAGACCCGGAUUUGGAGGAUCUCCAGUGCCUGUGGGUAUAGAUGUCCAAGUUGAAAGCAUUGACAGCAUUUCAGAGAUUAACAUGGACUUUACAAUGACUUUUUAUCUCAGGCAUUACUGGAAAGAUGAAAGACUUGCCUUUCCCAGCAAAACCAACAAAAGCAUGACUUUUGAUCACAGAUGAAUCAAAAAGAUUUGGGUGCCUGAUAUCUUUUUUGUCCGUUCGAAGAGAUCCUUCAUCCAUGAUACAACUGUGGAGAACAUCAUGCUGUGUGUACACCCUGAUGGAAAUGUCCUCUUCAGCGUCAGGAUAACUGUUACAGCAAUGUGCUUUAUGGAUUUCAGCAGGUUUCCACUUGACACUCAAAAUUUUUCCCUUGAACGGGAAAGCUAUGCCUACAAUGAGGAGGAUCUAAGGCUGUACUGGAAACAUGGAAACAAGUCCCUGAAUACUGACGAGCAUAUUUCGCUUUCUCAGUUCUUCAUCGAGGAAUUCGGUGCAUCCGGUGGAUUUGCUUUCUAUAGCAGCACAGAUUGGUACAACAGGCUUUUCAUCAACUUUGUGCUAAGGAGGCAUAUUUUCUUCUUCGUGCUUCAAACCUAUCUCCCGGCUGUAUUGAUGGUAAUGCUUUCCUGGGUUUCAUUUUGGAUUGACCAGAGAGCUGUUCCUGCAAGAGUUUCCUUGGGAAUCACCAUGGUGCUGACCAUGUCCACGAUCCUCUCUGGGGUAUGCGCCUCCAUGCCCCAGGUGUCCUACGUCAAGGCCAUGGACGUGUACCUGUGGGCUAGCUCCCUCUUUGUCUUCCUGUCAGUCCUUGAGUACGCAGCCCUGAACUACCUCACCACAGUGAAGACAGGGAAGAUUUCUGGAAUGUACAGUAUUGAUGCAGCUCAAGCCAUGGCCUUCGAUGGUUGUUACCAUGACAGUACAACUGACACGGACCAGACAUCCUUUUCUCUACACUCAGAAGAGGACUCCAUGCAAGAAAGAUGCACAGGCAACCUCAGCACAGAUUCACCUCUGAUAAGAAGAAAAUCACUAGGAGGGCAGGUUGGUAGAAUCGUUCUGGAGAACAACCAUGUCAUUGACACCUAUUCAAGGAUUUUAUUUCCCAUUGUGUACAUUACAUUUAAUUUGUUUUACUGGAGUAUUUACGUGUGAAGAGGAAAGCCCAGUUGAUAAAAUUUGUUUUGGAGUCAGAUUAUGUUAAAAACAACAAUAAAAACCACCAACUCUUAACUAUAAAUUGGAUGGUACUAGACUACACUGGAGUCAGCCAGUCACUUCUCUUGGCCCAAAGAAGAUUUGAAAGUUAACUAAUUCACAUCUAGGAAAGAGUUUAAGGUCUUAGGAGAAUUUGGCUCCAUCAAUGAGAGUCGACAUUCUGCUAGCCUCCCCCACACCAGAAGCUGCCUUAAGGACACAGCCUUGCGACAGUAAGGGGUUACUGAGACAUCUGGACCGUAUACAGAGAGAGAGAAAGCAAGUCAGAGAGACAGACAGAGACAGAGAGCGCUGCCCGGCUGCAGUCUUUAUUUUUCUACAAGGAGUUGCAAAUUAAAUGGUGAACGUGACUACAUUUCAGAAGCCGUGUGGCUGACAGGGUCCUGGUGCUCUGGCCUGGUAUCAGGCCUGAGCCUCUGAGGUGGGAGAGCCGAGU